Haemonchus placei is the source of this 866-nucleotide messenger RNA. NCBI's taxonomy places the organism in Eukaryota, Metazoa, Nematoda, Chromadorea, Rhabditida, Trichostrongylidae. The record is from the annotation of a GenBank genome assembly.
UUGUUUCACGGCCACCAGUCAUGCGUUCCAGUCAUGGCGGUGGCGUGGACUACUCGGCGUUUCUGAAAAGGCAUCUCAAAAUGAGUAACGUGCUCAACGAUCGACAUAUCAAGUACACAGCCGACGAACUGAAGGAUGUUAUAAGGUGCAGUACGGAAUUGCUAAAAAUGGAAGGCACUCUAGCCGAGAUCAAUCCGCCUAUUGUAAUUGUCGGAGAUAUUCACGGCCAGUACAUAUUUCUUGGCGACUAUGUGGAUCGUGGCCGUCGAUCGCUUGAGUGUGUUUGCCUCGUACUAACCCUGAAGAUAUUGUUUCCUCGUAAGUAUCAGCUACUGCGGGGCAAUCACGAAUGCAAAGGUAUCAAUCGUGUAUAUGGAUUUUACGACGAAGUUCUUGACCGAUUUGAAAAAUCCUCGAUCAUCAUGUUAGGCAUUCCGUUCCAGGAAGAAGCUGAAAAAUUAUGGUUUGGCUUCAACGAAGUGUUUGCUUGGUUACCUUUGGCUGGACUGGUUGGCAAGAAAAUCCUUUGCAUGCAUGGAGGGAUAUCAGCCUACUUAAAUUCACUCGAAGAUAUUCGAAAGAUCCAACGACCCAUGGACGAACCGAAUAAUAACCCUCUUGCCAUGGAUCUUUUAUGGGCUGAUCCGAUGCUCAACAUUCAGGGCUAUGCGCCAAACACAGUCAGAGGGGUGGCAACAUUUUUUGGUGAAGACACCGUGAUCCAAUGUUGUGAAAAGUUACGAGUCGAUUUGAUUGUUCGUGCUCACCAGAUGAUGAUGUCCGGUUAUGGUUUCUUUUGCAAUCGGAAGCUAAUAACCAUUUUCACUGCUCCUAGAUAUCAGCCGGAAGCUGUGAGUAUCAUUUGA